Messenger RNA from Helianthus annuus (common sunflower), 1813 nucleotides. RefSeq names its product amino acid transporter AVT6E. The transcript has a single exon. The coding region runs from base 244 to 1665 and encodes 473 amino acids. Gene Ontology annotation, biological process: amino acid transmembrane transport. The record is from RefSeq and is a predicted model, not a curated record. NCBI's taxonomy places the organism in Eukaryota, Viridiplantae, Streptophyta, Magnoliopsida, Asterales, Asteraceae. Gene Ontology annotation, molecular function: amino acid transmembrane transporter activity.
AUUACCACAAACCGCAAAAAACCCAUUCACCCAACAAAUUCUCAUCAACAUUCUCCCUCUUCAAUCCAUUGGUCAACCCAGAACACUCACAACCCAUAGAUCUCGCAAACCCAUCACGGAUUUAUCCCACAAUCACCCCAAUUUCAUCGAUCUUGUAAGUAUCAACUCUAACUCUGUUUCUUCACUCCUAAUUUUGUUUAUAGAUCGAGUUUAUACACAUAUUCAUACUGAUUUGAUCCAAUAAUGGGAACUAAUUACACCCCGAUCCCCAAAGAUUCGUUUGUCGAAUUACAAUUCCAAGAUCAAAACAAUUACAGAUCUCAAAACCCUAAGUUAUUACACAAUGAAGUAGAUGAUGAUAUUGAAUCUGAUUUUGAUAAUCUCCCACUUGUGAUUGUUCGAAAAGAACCCGAAUCGGGUUCCGGGGUUUACGGAGCUGUGUUUAAUUUAGCUACAUCUGUAAUUGGGGCUGGAAUCAUGGCUCUUCCAGCCACCAUGAAGGUUUUAGGGUUAAUAGUUGGGAUUGUAUUGAUAUUCAUAAUGGGGGUUUUGUCGGAGAUUAGUGUCGAGUUUCUUGUGCGAUUCGCGGUGCAAUGUAAGUCGAAUUCGUACGGGGAAUGUGUUCAAGAGGCGUUAGGGAAGCCCGCGAGGGUUUUGUCGGAGAUUUGUAUUAUCGUUAACAAUGCGGGUGUGUUAGUCGUUUAUUUGAUAAUUAUCGGGGAUGUGAUGUCGGGUUCGCUUAGACAUAUAGGCGUUUUCGAUCAGUGGUUGGGUAACGGGUUUUGGGAUCAUCGAAAGUUAGUGAUUUUGAUCGUCGUGGUGUUGUUUCUCGCCCCGUUGUGUUCUUUGGAUAAGAUUGAUUCGUUGAGUACCACUUCGGCUGCUUCGGUUGCGCUAGCGGUCGUGUUUGUGAUUGUCGCAUUCGUUGUCGCGUUUGUUAAACUUGUGGAAGGGAAAAUCGAGCCUCCGAGGUUGGUCCCGGAUUUCGGGUCGAAAGCGGCGAUUCUUGAUUUAUUAGUUGUGAUUCCGAUAAUGUCGAAUGCGUACGUUUGUCAUUUUAACGUCCAACCGAUUUAUAACGAGUUGGAAGACCGCUCGCCGAAGAAAAUGAAUAAAGUCGGCCGUUUGACAACCGUUCUUUGUGUAAUGAUAUACGCUUCAACCGCGAUCGCGGGUUACCUUUUGUUCGGAAACGAUACCGAAUCGGAUAUUCUCACUAACUUCGAUAAACCAUUAGGGAUUCGGUUCAGUACCGCUUUAACUUACAUAGUUCGCGUUGGAUACGUUCUUCAUCUGGUUCUUGUGUUCCCCGUUAUCCAUUUUUCGUUACGACAAACGGUUGACGAGUUAGUUUUCAACGGGUCGGGCCCGUUAUCAGAAAAUAGGAAAAGGUGUUUAGCGUUAACGUUUGUGCUUUUGGCACUCGUGUACUUGGGAUCCACGAUGAUCCCAAGUAUCUGGACUGCUUUUAAGUUCACGGGUGCAACCACGGCUGUGUCAUUAGGGUUCACGUUCCCGGCGCUUAUCGCGCUUCGGUUAAGUAGCCAGGGUCCCGGUUUAACUAGCGGCGAGCGGUUCUUGGCUUGGUUAAUGUUGAGUUUGGCUGUCAUUGUUUCGGUUGUUGGAGUUGCUGGCAACAUUUAUAGUAUGCAAAGUAAAGGUUAAGUGACUUGUUUUGGUGGUUAGUAUAGAGAUACAGAUAUUGUAACAUCAUUGUACGAUUUGUCACCUUUUCAUUUGAUUAAAUUUUGUUACUGUACUCAUUAAGCCUUAUUUGUGUACAAGUGAGAAUGAAGCACUAUAUUUUUUAAAA